CACAUUAGAGAGGCUGAAGGCUCCCAGCGCCCUACCCCGCCCGAGGCGCGGAGCCUGAGCCAAGGCCACGUGAUGAUGACAGACGGCACUCUGGCUUUCCUGGAGCUGUCUCUAUGGUAUUCUUCCCAGCCCACCCGUCCCUUUGGUAGCGGCAGUCACGUGACAGACUCCGGGUUAAGGCAGAUGCCCACGUGAUCCUGGCCUGCAGUCGGGUGGCUGCGGUGAGAUACCUGGGUUCCUGAAGGGCGGGUGGUUAGGUCGUAACUACUGCCCCCGCCGGCUGACUCUCCGAGCGGCCGGGCUCGGAAGCCACGAGCCAGCUGAGGCGUUCUCCGCUUAGUGCCUACGGCAUGGGUCAGCUCUUUCUGCCACCUCCGCCUUCGCGGUCCUCACCUCUUUGCGGGUGAAGUUACCUUUGGGUUUCCAGACCUUGGGGGCCUGAGGCCCAAACUCGGGACGAACCCCUAACCCACCUCUCUUUUCCUGUCAUUCUCCAACUCUUACUUUGUACCACGGAAUCACUUGGCCUUAAAGCUAGCCAGCUCGGCCGUGCCUUGAGGCCAGGUUCGGGAGAUAAAGGUAACCGUGGGGAAAGCGGCCCCCCAGUGGACAAAGGCGGAGGCAAGAAUAGAGCAAGCCUGAGGGCCAUAGGCGAUGAGAAUAGGCGGUUGAGGGGUGAAAAAGAAAACAAACAACAACAAACCCUGAAGAGUACUGAAGAUUUAGAAGGGACUGGAAAGGACUUGUUGCGCAAUGGAAGAAUCUGACUCUGAGAAAACGACGGAGAAAGAAAAUCUGGGGCCGAGAAUGGAUCCACCACUAGGGGAACCGGAAGGAUCGCUUGGGUGGGUGCUACCAAAUACAGCCAUGAAGAAAAAGGUGCUGUUGAUGGGUAAAAGUGGGUCUGGUAAGACCAGCAUGAGGUCUAUUAUCUUUGCAAAUUAUAUUGCCAGAGACACACGUCGCCUUGGCGCAACAAUACUAGACCGUAUACAUAGUCUUCAAAUUAAUAGCAGUUUGAGCACCUACUCUCUCGUAGACUCUGUUGGAAAUACAAAGACAUUUGAUGUAGAACAUUCUCAUGUUCGAUUUCUGGGAAACCUGGUAUUGAACCUGUGGGAUUGUGGUGGGCAAGACACCUUCAUGGAAAAUUAUUUCACUAGCCAACGGGACAACAUCUUCCGAAAUGUGGAGGUUCUGAUUUAUGUCUUUGAUGUGGAGAGCCGCGAACUGGAAAAGGACAUGCACUAUUACCAAUCAUGCCUGGAGGCCAUUCUGCAGAAUUCUCCAGAUGCCAAAAUAUUUUGCUUGGUACACAAAAUGGAUCUGGUACAGGAGGAUCAACGGGACCUGAUUUUUAAAGAGCGAGAAGAAGAUUUGAGGCGUUUGUCUCGCCCAUUGGAAUGUUCUUGUUUCCGAACAUCUAUCUGGGAUGAAACCCUCUAUAAGGCUUGGUCCAGCAUAGUUUAUCAGCUGAUUCCCAAUGUUCAGCAGCUGGAAAUGAACCUAAGGAAUUUUGCUGAAAUUAUCGAAGCUGAUGAAGUACUUCUUUUUGAGAGAGCUACUUUUCUGGUAAUUUCUCACUAUCAGUGUAAAGAGCAGCGUGAUGCCCAUAGAUUUGAGAAAAUAAGCAACAUUAUUAAGCAGUUCAAGCUGAGCUGCAGCAAGCUGGCUGCCUCUUUCCAGAGUAUGGAAGUCAGGAACUCUAACUUCGCUGCUUUCAUUGACAUCUUUACAUCCAACACUUAUGUGAUGGUUGUGAUGUCUGAUCCGUCCAUUCCUUCUGCAGCUACUCUGAUCAACAUCCGCAAUGCCAGGAAACACUUUGAAAAGCUGGAAAGAGUGGAUGGACCAAAGCAGUGUCUUCUCAUGCGCUAAACAUUGAUGAAUAUUGUUUCACACAAAAAUUAAAAGUUUCCUAAUUAAUGUUGUAUUCAUAUAUGUAGGCUCUGAAAUGUUGUGAUGCUUAUUGCUUCUGUAUUUCUUCUCUACUCCCUAGUCUUAAUGUUUAACCUUGAAUGCUAUUAACUUAAAUAGCCAUUGAGGAGUUAGAAGAUGAAUUGUUCAUGAAGUCAGUGUUACAUAAAAGUAGGUGAUAUGUAAGUUUUCUGAUAACAAGGUUCUAAUAGUGUUUAAAUGUACUGGCAACCUGGUUCCAAUAGUUGUGUUUGCCCAAGCCUUUCUCGGCAUCAUCUUGUAUUCCUUAUCAGAUAGUAAGUAACCUGUAAGUUUGGAGUAUUACUGUUUUCUCAGCAUGCAUUAAAAAUAUUCCUUAACUUCAAUUGUAAAUAAACUUUUGGUGUUAGGGA
Messenger RNA from Pan troglodytes (chimpanzee), 2309 nucleotides. It is a transcript of the gene RRAGB, whose product is annotated as Ras related GTP binding B. Gene Ontology annotation, molecular function: GTP binding; GTPase activity. Gene Ontology annotation, cellular component: nucleus; Gtr1-Gtr2 GTPase complex; lysosome. Bases 754 to 1878 code for a protein of 374 amino acids. The record is from RefSeq and is a predicted model, not a curated record. The transcript has 11 exons. Gene Ontology annotation, biological process: negative regulation of autophagy; positive regulation of TORC1 signaling; cellular response to starvation. NCBI's taxonomy places the organism in Eukaryota, Metazoa, Chordata, Mammalia, Primates, Hominidae.